This is a messenger RNA of Cyclopterus lumpus (lumpfish), 779 nucleotides long. Its product is annotated as serine/threonine-protein kinase pim-2-like. Gene Ontology annotation, biological process: protein autophosphorylation; regulation of mitotic cell cycle; negative regulation of apoptotic process. Gene Ontology annotation, cellular component: cytoplasm. Bases 3 to 623 code for a protein of 206 amino acids. The transcript is spliced from 4 exons. Gene Ontology annotation, molecular function: protein serine/threonine kinase activity; ATP binding. The record is from RefSeq and is a predicted model, not a curated record. NCBI's taxonomy places the organism in Eukaryota, Metazoa, Chordata, Actinopteri, Perciformes, Cyclopteridae.
CCAUGGAGGUCGCUGUGCUAAGGAAACUAGAGGCCGAAUCAGAGCGGCAUUCAGCACACGUUGACCUGCUGGACUGGUACAUUGUGGACGAGGAGCUGAUCCUGGUGCUGGAGAGACCGAUGCCGGCCGUAGACCUCUCCAACUACAUUGAAUCCAAAGGAGGCCACUUGAAAGAAAAGGAAGCUAAGGUUAUAAUUAAGCAGUUGGUGAGUGUAGCCAUUGACCUGCAGGAGAAACACAUUUUCCACCGGGACAUCAAGCCGGAAAAUCUCCUUAUUGAGACCUGCAUGAAGGCGCCGCGAGUUCGCGUCAUCGACUUCGGUCUGAGCUGCUUCGCCGAAGAAGACGACGCCUUUGACACCUUUUAUGGUACUCACAUCCCCCCAGAGUGGUCCAGUCGGGAGGAGUACAAAGCGGGACCCUCGACAGUAUACCAGAUCGGAAUGGUCCUGUUCUUCAUGCGACACAAGGCGGCAUCUACACCGGAGAUGACCUUUCAGGAGCUGAAUGAGACCAGUUGGCUUUCCAAAGAUGGCAAAGAUUUCUUUGAGGCGUCCUUAUGUGCGGACCCGGAUAUUCGUUUCACUCUGUACCAGCUGAAGCAUCACCCGUGGCUGAGAUAGCAUCACACACACAAACACACACACACGUCUUCAUUUAUUUAUUCCUCAUACGUCUGCCAAUCAAUUUUUACCCGCUGUCAUCGUAACACCAGCCGCGCAGAUCAGCUGGUCCACUCUAUUCAAUAAGCACAAGGAAACAAUGAUAUGGUUAGCCUA